Molecule: messenger RNA, 2272 nt
Organism: Thalassophryne amazonica
Lineage: Eukaryota; Metazoa; Chordata; Actinopteri; Batrachoidiformes; Batrachoididae
Gene: nol11
Product: nucleolar protein 11
Exons: 18
Coding region: 46-2217 (723 amino acids)
Biological process (GO): maturation of SSU-rRNA
Cellular component (GO): nucleolus; nucleus
Molecular function (GO): RNA binding
Source: RefSeq, a predicted model, not a curated record
UCUCGCGAGAAGGGGACGGAUUCCACGUUCUUGUCGUCCGGUAGCAUGGCGGUGUUGUUUGAGGGCUACACGUUGUGCGGACUUGUUCCACCUCAUAACGCUUCACGUUUACCUGUUCAAGGAGUGGAAGAGGGGAGAGAUAGCGACCAUGUCGUCGUAACAGACUCCACCAGGACGGUGACGGUGUAUAAGGUUUCUGACCAGAAGCCGCUGGGCAGCUGGACAGUGAAACAAGGACAGAUUCUGACAUGUUCAGCAGUUUACAACUCGCACACCAAAGAAUAUGUGGCGGUAUCGGACAGCAAGGUGAUAAGAAUUUGGAAAGAAGACAUCCUUUUAGAUAAAGCCUUCAAAGCAACUGUGUCUUCAGAUAUUUGGAAGGUCCACUGUGCACCUGGAGCUGAGCCUGUUGUCUUGUUCCAGAGAGGAGCAGUGAGACUCCUGGAUAAGCUCCUUUCUGCUCCCCAGCAGCACAUAGAAGUAGUUCUGGCACAAGACGAGGUCAUCAGGUGGAGCACCAGUAUUGUGGCAAAGACACAGCAGUGUGUCAUCUUCACAACAGAACAAAAAGGAGAUUAUUUCCUGUACCUGCAGAGACCAAUUCACAACACCCUGCAACGAUAUCGGCUGGAGGAGGAGGAGGAUGGCCUGGCCCCGCUCAGCUUCUCUGCUUCAUACAGGGAUAGAAACAUCUACCUGCUUUAUAUGUACCCAAACGGCCAUGUUUACCAAAGUGCCGUGUCUGUGCGGGACGUGCAGGCUGAUGAGGGAGUGCAGUCUCUUCCACUGCCCCGCAACCUGCUGCUGGCUCUGAACAUUGGAGAGGACCUGCUGGGUGCAGCAGCGGCCCAGGUCCUGGACGAAGCCCACAUAGCUGUUGUGGGAGUUCCACACCCCUCUGCUCAAGCGGGAAAAGACUUCCUCUGCAUUUGGAAUACCAAUUUUCAAACAGUCCAGGCAGGAAAAGAGAUGGCUGGAAAAAUGUAUGGUCAGCUGUGGAUGUAUUCCAACAAGUUAUUUAUUCCACAUGGGAAAACCUUAUCAGUUAUUCCGUAUGAAUGUUCCAAGUCGUCCCUAGCCUCAGCUUUGGGGAAAUUAAGGCAGGCCAGGACUAAAGAGCCUAAAGUGCCAUUGACUGUACCGUCUUGGAGUAAUAUUCUGCACGGAGAGAAUCUCCAGCCAUCUAGAACAGUGGAGUCCAGAAAGACAAGAAUAACACGAAGGACCCAGUCAGUAGCUUCUGUGACAUUAGACCAAGUUCUGGACCUCAGUAAGGCGGCACCAGUAGAUGAGGUCUUGAAAGCAGUAGAACAUUUCCUGUCAAAGACAGAUUUGCAGGAUCUGCAGUCCUCAGUGGGCCAACUCGCCUCAGUCCUCGUGUCCCGGAGCCUGGCUGAUCCAGGCUUCUAUGCAUCCAGAGCUCUGGCACAGCUCGUGUGCUCACAGUGCCUCUGUCACAGUGUGUGUCCUGAACUUAUGCCGUUAGCCCUGGAGAGGAAUGACUACUACUUGUGUCAGCUCUGCCUGCAGUUUUUUCCUGACAUCCCAGAAGCAGUCACCUGUACCUGCCUCAAGGCCUUCAUCAGUUUGUCUGAUGAUAGUGCAGCGAUGGUGACCCUUGACCCUGACAGUGUCUCUUUCAUGGAAACUUUAAUGGAAAGGAGGAGCGGGCAGGAUGGCAUGCAAAAUGGUUUUAGUCCCACUUCCUGUCAGGAUGACUGUUCAAAUGAUUUAAGCAGAAAGACCAGCGCAAAAGAUACAAACAUGAGUUCAGCUCAGCCAAAUCUGCUCUGUCCAGUGGGGCUGCAUAAAGCUGUUCUGCUCAAUGAGGUCUUGCAGACAGCAUUCAGCAAUACUUUCCUCCUUCCUCAGCUAAAAGACCUGACGACCCAGCAAGUUAUGCUUUUCCUCCAGUACCUGCAGUUUCUCUUCCGAAAGUAUUUUGAAGCUGAUUUUCCAGAGUUACAUGGAUUGAGGUCACCAACUCUGAAUCAGAUUAUGGACUGGGUGUGCUUACUGUUGGAUGCCAAUUUCACAGUACUGGUAAUGACUCCAGAGGCUAAAGCUUUACUGCUGAACCUCCACAAAUUUGUGGCAUCUCAGGUGAGGGUUUAUUCUGAACUUGGAAAGCUUGAGAGCAGCCUCAAGGAGCUCCACAAAAUGAAGACAAAGAGGGACAUCAACAAAUACUCCAUCGAAGUCAUUGAGCUGUUCUAGAAUGUAUAAAUAUUUUUCAAUAAAUUGUGCAGUACACAUCUCCUUACAAAUUUUG